AAUGUUUUCAAAACAUUGCCUUCUUAUUCAUCCAAUUUUCUGCUCACCACCUUUUCAUCCUUUUGAUCUUCUGUUUCUACAAAAAAUCAUCAUUUCCUGAGAAGCAUGAUUCACACAAAGCAUGCUGCUAUCCGAAAAUGUUGCGGGUUCAUCAAUCUGCGAGUAGGAGUCAUGCUUAUAUGCUUUAUCUGGGCAGCUUUCAGCAUAUACUGUGCGGUUCUGGCAUUCAUGAACCAAAGUCCCUUCUUUACCUACUUUCCACAAAUUGCACUUAUCAUCUGGGGUGUAGUCAACCUCAUCUUUGGUCUCAUUGCUUUGUCCGGUAUAACCGUUGCAUUUUUGAACUUUACCAUAUUUUUACGGCCCUAUACGCAUCUAGCUUGGACAGGCACUUUCCUGAUUCUUGCCGAUACCUUUGCUAAUUUCGUUAUUUACGUUAAUCAACGUCCAACCUACGUAACAAAUUGCGUAAAUGAUGCCUCCAAUCGCUUCCAGAACGAGCUGAAAAAUGCUUUUGGCGGAAUGACCAACGUAACGUUGGAUCAUUCAUCUGAUUUCUACAAUUGCUCCAGGUUAUGGUCGGACGAACUGAAGCUAUCAAUAUUAGUACUACUUUUAAUGCUGGUUAUAUACACAUACUGGAUGUUUAUCAUUUGGUCCUUCUCUCAGAAGCGUCGAUCUCUUAUGCAACAAGGAAUGGUUGCGGCAGCAAUAGAAACUGGCAUGCCACCGGGCCCUAUUCCUGGGGAAUUGGUUGACCUUCCGCCCAGGGGUUACGGUGGAGAAUACGAAGAUAAUGUUGUUGUAUUAGAGAACAAAAAACCAAGAACACGGCGUGAAAUGUUCAGCAAAACUCCAGCAGAAAGUCUAUAUAACUUUAAAAUCGACCCGAAAGGUCAUGUUCUUGGACUUGAUGAUGUAAACCAUGGAUACUUAUGGACGAGUGAUGGUCGGCCAGCAUCAGCUGUCAGCGCACGAACAAUGUACAGUAACAGGUCACAGAACUCACGACGUGGUUUGAUAGCAGACGACGAUGAUGUCCAAUCCCAGCAUUCCGAAUUCAGUAGAAAUGAACUUUGCUAAAGGUUGAAAAAGUUAUAAUAUACCCUAAGACGUAGUUUGAUAAUAAUGAUCGAACAAUAAACCAAUGUAUUUGAGAAACACUGUUUGCACUGUAUUCCUUGCUUGGCAAGUGAAACGUUUGUAGAGAAAGCUCCUAUUUCUACUGCGGAUUUCAU
Umbelopsis ramanniana AG is the source of this 1238-nucleotide messenger RNA. RefSeq lists its product as uncharacterized. Bases 106 to 1083 code for a protein of 325 amino acids. NCBI's taxonomy places the organism in Eukaryota, Fungi, Mucoromycota, Umbelopsidomycetes, Umbelopsidales, Umbelopsidaceae. The record is from RefSeq and is a predicted model, not a curated record. The transcript has 5 exons.